Messenger RNA from Serpula lacrymans var. lacrymans S7.9, 1955 nucleotides. RefSeq lists its product as uncharacterized. The transcript has 12 exons. The record is from RefSeq and is a predicted model, not a curated record. Gene Ontology annotation, molecular function: oxidoreductase activity, acting on paired donors, with incorporation or reduction of molecular oxygen; monooxygenase activity; heme binding. Lineage: Eukaryota; Fungi; Basidiomycota; Agaricomycetes; Boletales; Serpulaceae. Bases 18 to 1706 code for a protein of 562 amino acids.
AGAGCUUGGAAACAUAAAUGGAGGCAGUAAGCAUAACAAACGCAUCGCUCGCUGUACUCAGUGUUUGGGUCAUCUCACGGGUCGUAAAGUUAAUUAAUGGACUGAAGGACGUGGGCUAUCUCCCUGGUUUGCGGGUACCUUUCCAACCGCUUUGUAUUCCCGGUGUAGUCUUUCCAUCCUCAAAGAGAUGGAAUCCAGGUCUGCUGUUUACUUGGGACUGGAGAAAGGAUCUUUAUAAGCCAUUUAACGGCGAAAUAUUCUCGGUUGUACCGUUCUUGCAUGGUGCUCCUACUAUCUAUACCAACAGCAUGGAAAUUGGGAGACAAGUGAUCUCGGCAGGGCACAAGACAGGUGUUUUUGGUAAAACAGACUCGAUGGGCGCUGCAUUUCUGUUCUGGGGCCCUAAUAUUGUUGCUGCAGAGAGAGACACGUGGAGAAAGCACAGACGUGUGAUGAGCCCCGCAUUCAACAACGAAACUUACGCUCUUGUGUGGUCAGAAUCCUUACGCACCUAUCAUGACAUGAUUUCAGCUGAAGGCUGGCAUACGAAGCAAACGAUUGAUCUUCCCUCUAUUCAACGUUACACUUUCAAAUAUACACUUCUUAUCAUUGCUUCAUGUGGCUUUGGUCUCCCAUUCUCAUGGUCUUCGCCACCUUCUGAUUCUGAGUCGGAAACGUCCAUGAAUAUACAGGAUGCUAUCGAAACGAUUACACAAACCAACUUAUUUGCUAUCACCGUCCCGAAGUGGACGUGGUCUUUGCCUAUACCAUGGAUUCAACGAACGCGCUUGGCAUAUGAUAGUAUGCGUACAUUCAUGCAAAAACAUGUAGCACUGCGUAGGGAAGAUGUACGUGAGAGGUUGGCAAAUGAAGAAACGGAUGGAUGGAGGAAGGAUGUCUUCAACUUACUCAUAAGAGCGAGCGAAGAAGGCGGGAAGAUCUCACUGGACGACCAUGAUCUGGUGAGUGUAUUCAUAGUGGAUAAUGAGGAUCGACUAAUAAUUGAUUUUGGACAGAUCGGCAAUGUGUUUGCUCUGAUGUUCGCUGGACACGAAACUACCGCCCAUACUCUCGCUGCAGCUUUAGGAUUCCUCUCGAUUGAUCAAACUGUACAAGAUGAAGUGGUGGCACAAAUUGUUGAGAUAGUAGGCGACAGGGACCCGACCUUUGAAGAUUAUCCAAAGCUCGACAAAGUUCUUGCUGCUUUUUAUGAAGGUGUAAGGAUGUUUCCCUCUGGAGUCUUUCUCAUCCGUGAAGCCAAAGAAGAUACCACGAUCACUUACCCAAAAACAGAUCCAAGUGGUCGUGAGGAGAACGUAGUCUUGCCCGUAGCCAAGGGCACCCACUUUAUAGUAGACAUGGUUGGCGUGCAAUAUAAUCCACGAUAUUUCUCGGAACCAGAGGUAUACCGCCCCUCACGGUGGUACAGAAAGACUGCAUCAGCAGAUCGGGAUGACAAAAAAACGGAUCUGCAGGAUUCUGAGGACUUUACAGCAUUUAGCGUUGGCCCACGCGCUUGUAUAGGACGCAAGUUCGCCGCAACAGAAGCUGUGUGUUUGCUCACACUACUUUUACGUGAUUGGCGCGUCGAGCCGUUGUUGGAGAAAGGAGAGACAGCUGAGGAAUGGCGCCAACGUGUGAUGCAAGCCACUCUACUUUUGACGAUGGGGGUCAAAGAUGUACCAGUGAGGUUUGUCAAAAGAUAGGUUCGAGGCGUCCAAUUUACAUGGUAUUCGGAGGAGAGUGAGACACAAGGUCGAACCUAUUUAAUGCACAGUCGACGAUAUAUAAUGGUAUUACCGUCUAGUUGUUUCGAGCAUCAUUUCUCGUUGUUAUCUGCUGGUCAGACACAUAUUAUCCACGAGAUUUGGACCGGUAUUGUCUUGAGGCUGUAACCCAACAGUUCUUAAUCUGUACACUAUGCCUGCAAUCACUAUGGAAUUUUCUAUGUGUUA